Molecule: messenger RNA, 1862 nt
Organism: Spinacia oleracea (spinach)
Lineage: Eukaryota; Viridiplantae; Streptophyta; Magnoliopsida; Caryophyllales; Amaranthaceae
Product: probable UDP-glucosyl transferase 73B6
Exons: 1
Coding region: 86-1588 (500 amino acids)
Molecular function (GO): UDP-glucosyltransferase activity
Source: RefSeq, a predicted model, not a curated record
AAAGAGACGUACUACUAGUAUAAAUAUACACAUACUGAUACUACACUUGAAAACCAUAGUAUCCUACCAAAAACAACCCAACUAUAUGGAGGGGCUUACCACAACAAUCACUCCCCCAGCCCAAACAUUAAGGGGGUAUUUCAUUCCAUACAUUGUUCCAAGUCACAUUUCCAAUCUCGUCGACAUUGCUAAGCUCUUCGCCUCACGUGGUGUGCAAGUCACCAUUCUGACCACCCAUUACAACUCCCUCCGUUUCAAACACUCCAUCAAUAAUUUGGGUUACCAAAUCGACGUUGAGAUUGUCGACUUCCCGUUCAAGGAAGUGGGCUUACCUGAAGGGAUCGAGAACUAUACCGAUGCCACCCCCGACCAAGCAAGUAAGGUUUUUCAAGCCUUACUAAUGCUUCAAAACCCAAUGGAACAAGCCAUCAGGGCUGCCAAGCCCGACUUUAUUGUUUCCGAUAUGUAUUACCAUUGGUCUGCUGAUCUUGCAAAUCAGCUUGCUAUUCCAAGGCUAGUCUUUCAUGUCAAAUGCUAUUUUGCUUUGUGUGCUGCUGAGGUUCUCUCAAGGUUCGCUCCUCAUCAGAAGGUCGAAUCUGAUAGUGAGUUGUUUCUUCUACCUGAUCUCCCAGACCCGAUUCAUAUGACCCGUUCGCAGCUUCCCGAAUGGAUCCAAAACCGAAAUCCAUUCUCGGUUUUCAAGGAGAAGAUUGACGAGGGUGACAAGAAGAGCUAUGGAGUUAUUGUUAACAGCUCCUACGAGUUAGAAAAGUCUUAUGCUGACUUUUAUCGAGACAACUUGGGUCGUCGUGCUUGGUGUAUCGGUCCCUAUUCGCUGCAUUGUGAUAAGGUUAAUAUCAAUAUCAAUAUCAAUAUCAAUAUCAAUAUCAAUAUCAAUGGUACUAACAAAGACGACCACCCAUGUUUUGAUUGGCUUAACAAAAGGGGACAAGGAGAAGUUAUAUACGUGAGUUUUGGAAGCUUGUCGUGUUUCGGCGCCGCUCAACUUUUAGAGUUGGCGUCUGCACUUGAAACAUCAGGUCACCCGUUUAUCUGGGUAGUAAGGAAUGGAGAGAAAUUAUUACCUGAUGGAUUCGAAGCAAGAAUUACAGAACAAAACAAGGGGGUAUUGAUAAACGGGUGGGCGCCCCAGGUGAAAAUACUGGAGCACCCAGCCAUAGGCGGGUUUGUGACUCAUUGUGGAUGGAACUCCACCUUAGAAAGUUUAACAGCAGGUGUGCCUAUGAUCACAUGGCCACUUUCAGCUGAACAAUUCUACAAUGAGAAAUUGGUAACACGAGUACUCAAGGUGGGAGUUGAGGUGGGGGCUAACAAGUGGAGUCCGAGUAUUGGAGCCAGUACUGAUUUAAUUGAAAAAGAUAAAAUACAAAGAGCUAUAAAAGAGCUGAUGAGUAAAGAAUCCGAGGCCGAGGAAAGGAGACACGCUGUGAAAGAGAUGAGUAAGGCUGUUAGAACGGCGGUUCAUGUUGGUGGUUCGUCUUCUAACAAUUUGACUGCUUUGAUCCAGGAGUUGCACUGUCUAAAGGCCGCCCAAGGAACUACCAUUUUGGAGCAACCAAAGAAUUAAUGGGUGCUCAUUUUUCAAGUAACUAGCUUUUCAGGAAGAUUGAGGGAUAGGGGUGUUAAAGAUAUAAAAUAUUUCCUAUAAUAAACAACAAAUAAAUAAAUUAAUGGAUGAAAGAUGAUAGUGACUUAUGUCAUCUAAUCAUCUACUCUGUAUGAUUUUCGCUUUUAAAUAGAUUAGGUUUUUUUUUUAUCAAGUUUGCCAUAAGUUGUAGAAGGAUGUGUUUUAGGGUUUUACUUUCUGUUGUCCAAAUAAUUGGGGAUUGCAUUUUCUUAUA